UCACCAUAAAUAACCGAUAUCCUCUUCACUCUUCAGAUCAACGUAAUCCAGCCUCCACCCACCUGAAUCCCAACAUUAAAUUUCAAGAAUCCGAUGUGGGCAUGAAGAAACCUUAGAACCCAUCGCUCUCCGCCUCUCUUUCUUCCUUAAAGUUCCUUCCUUUUUUUUUUUUUUUAUAUCUUCUCCGAAGUCUUUCUUAGAGCAUUUUGGGCAUUACAGUGUGGUGUGAGUAAGUGUAUACACAGAAACGGUAAUGGCGAAGAGGAGUGCGGAGGAGGAGGUGGAGGUGUGGGAUGAUGAUGUGAUUACAAUGACUUUGGAAGGGGAGAAGGUGAUAGUGAAGGAGAUGAUAAACAAGGAGGACGAGUCUGAGUCUGAGUCUCAUCCAUAUGCGUUUCAUGUAUCAGGGCCUCGCAAUGUUUCCUCACCCAAUUGGAGAGACCUCAUUAACUCCAGUUGGAAGGAUGCAAAUUAUAAAAGGACAGUAAUUGCUUGCUUUAUCCAAGCAAUUUACUUGCUUGAGUUAGACAGGCAAGAAAACAGGAAGGAAGAAAACGAACUUGCCCCGAAAUGGUGGAUACCCUUCAAGUACAGGCUGGUCGAGACGCUGAUAGAUGAAAGGGAUGGGUCGAUAUUUGGCGCGAUAUUGGAAUGGGAUCGAGCAGCAGCUCUGGGUGAUCUCGUGUUCAUAAGACCGAGUGGUGCACCGAGAGCUGUCUUGGCUCUACGAGGAACGCUUCUCAAAGGCCCCACGAUGAGAAGGGACAUUGAAGACGAUCUCCGUUUCCUAGCUUGGGAAAGCCUAAAGGGAUCUGUCAGGUUUAGCUGUGCUAUGCAGGCGCUCAAAUCGCUUAUUGGCAAAUUCGGGAGCAACAACGUGUGCAUUGCAGGUCACUCCCUCGGGGCCGGCUUUGCUCUACAAGUGGGAAAAGCGUUAGCCAAAGAAGGUAUAUACGUAGAGGCACAUCUCUUCAACCCACCCUCGGUUUCACUAGCCAUGAGUCUGAGGAACAUAGGAGAAAAGGCCGGUUUUGUUUGGAAGAGGUUCAAAUCAAUGCUCCCUUCGGGCUCUGAGGCUCAAACCAUCUCUGAAGAAAGUGCAACAAAGCCAUUCCAAUUUGGCAGCUUAAAGCAAUGGGUGCCACAUUUGUACAUCAACAAUAGCGACUACAUUUGUUGCUCAUACACCGAUCAAGAUGAAGCACAGAACAGAAACCAGGGUGAUAAAGAGAAUACAAAACCGUCGAAUGGGCAAGUUGCUGCUAAACUUUUCCUGUCAUCAAAGGGGAAGCAGAAGUUUCUCGAGGCGCAUGGAAUAGAGCAAUGGUGGUCCGACAACUUGGAGCUGCAAAUGGCUCUGAAUAGCAGCAGGCUGAUAAGCCAGCAGCUGAAAUCUUUGUAUAGCCUCCCCCCUACCUCAAGACAAACAGCGGCUAAACCCCCCAAGAGUUAGGAGUGGGUAAGAAUCCCAGCAAAUGACUCAUUUUCAAUCACAUUACUAUAGUGUUGUUCAUACUAAUUCUUGUUUCACCUUAUUGAUUGUUAAAUCAACUGAUUGCUGGUGCCUGCUGUCUCAUCAAUUUUUAAUGAAAUAUUUUUCCUUGUUAGUA
This is a messenger RNA of Ipomoea nil (Japanese morning glory), 1610 nucleotides long. Its product is annotated as GDSL esterase/lipase At4g10955-like. The record is from RefSeq and is a predicted model, not a curated record. NCBI's taxonomy places the organism in Eukaryota, Viridiplantae, Streptophyta, Magnoliopsida, Solanales, Convolvulaceae. The coding region runs from base 254 to 1453 and encodes 399 amino acids. The transcript has 2 exons.